Capsicum annuum is the source of this 894-nucleotide messenger RNA. RefSeq lists its product as uncharacterized. The transcript is spliced from 3 exons. The record is from RefSeq and is a predicted model, not a curated record. Lineage: Eukaryota; Viridiplantae; Streptophyta; Magnoliopsida; Solanales; Solanaceae. The coding region runs from base 1 to 894 and encodes 297 amino acids.
AUGAAUACCGAAAGUCAUGUAAAUGAUGGAGUGACAAGUGUAACAAUAACAAUUGUUGCUACGACUAGCCGUACAAAUAUUGCACCCGCAAUGGCACCUGCAGAGAAAUCCGAAAAGUUUUCAGGUGUAGAUUCCAAACAUUGGCAGCAAAAGAUGUUUUUCUAUUUGACGACUCUAAGUCUUCAAAGGUUCAUUCCUGAUAAUGCUCCAGAAUUUCUCGAAGAGACAUCGGACAAGGAGAGAUUUGUUUAUAUAACAGAGGAUACAGGAACUAAAAAGUUCUUUAUUGUAAAGUUCCUUGACUACAAGAUGAUUCACAGUAAAACUGUCGUCUCUCAAGUACAAGAAUUGCAAGUAAUCAUCCAUGAUCUCCUGUCAGAAGGUUUGAUUGUGUAUGAGGCUUUCCAAGUAGCGACCAUAAUAAAGAAGUUGUCACCUUUGUGGAAGGACUUAAAAAACUACUUGAAGUAUGAGAGGAAUGAGGUGUCAGUUGAAGACCUCAUAAUGAGGUUGUGUAUUGAAGAAGAUAACAAAGUUACUAAAAAGAGGUCGAUAGGGAAUUCCGCAAUCAGUGGAGCUAACAUUAUGGAGGAUCACCCUAACAACUCAAAGAAAUCUAAGAAAGCUGAUGGACAACAAAAUAAUUUACCAAAGAAGAAAUUCGAUGGGAAGUGCUUUAAUUAUGGCAAGGCUGGCCACAAGUUCGUAGAUUGUCGGGUCCCUAAGAAAGUCAUAAAGAAGGAUCAAGGCAACCAGGCUGAAUUCAAAAAUAAAAUGGAUGAUCUAUGUAUUAUGCUUUUAGAAUGCAACUUGGUGGGUAAUCCUAGAGAUUGGUGGAUAUAUUCUGGUGCCACCUAUCAUAUCUGUGCCAAUAAAGAUUUGUUUGCAUUAUAA